Messenger RNA from Alosa alosa (allis shad), 1844 nucleotides. RefSeq names its product synaptotagmin XIX (gene syt19). Gene Ontology annotation, biological process: vesicle fusion; cellular response to calcium ion; regulation of calcium ion-dependent exocytosis. Gene Ontology annotation, cellular component: synapse; axon. Gene Ontology annotation, molecular function: phosphatidylserine binding; clathrin binding; calcium-dependent phospholipid binding. Lineage: Eukaryota; Metazoa; Chordata; Actinopteri; Clupeiformes; Clupeidae. The record is from RefSeq and is a predicted model, not a curated record.
CGACUGGUUCUUCCAGGGGCAAUCUGAGAGUCAGGUGGUGCCUUCCCCGAGACUGCUGUGAGAUGGUGUUCUGAGUGCAGAAUGUUUGUACCAGGAUGGAGAAGCAUUAGCGGACGGAGAAUGUCUUAAAAGGUUUUUUUUUUAAGUCAGAGAAAAAUGAUUCUUCUCCCGGGCACCCAGCAGUUGGACAUUCGAAUGCCCUUUCCAGAUGAGAUUAAGUACACCAUUUUGGGUAUCUCGAUUCUGCUCUUCUUGAUAGCAAUGGGCAUUCUUAUCUGGCAAGUUCACAAAUGCUGUUCCAAGGCUCAUUAUUCAAAGGAUUCAGUUAGCAGCUUGGUGGGAGCAGAUGAAUUGGACCAGAGUAGAAGCUCCUAUCUUGACAUUCAGAGGCCAAGAUUUAAGGAGGAGUUCGCCCAUGACCAGGUGCGCAGGCUGAGCCGCUACCUGUCCCAGGACUCCCUGCCAGCCUCGAUGCUGAGUGGCAGCCUGGAGAGCCUGGAGGACCAGGAGAGCGAGGACGAGCCGCAGAUGCGCGGCUCGCUGCGCUUCUCCCUCUACUACGACCAGCUGCAGGGCCGCCUGGUGGUGACCGUCCUGGAGGCCCGCCAGCUGCCCCUGCGCGAGUUCAGUCACAGCGUGGACCCCUUUGUGCGCGUGCGUCUGCUGUGGGCCAACGAGGCGAACGAAGAAGGAGACACCGAGGAGGAGGAAGAGGAGGUGGAGGAGAGGAGGACGACGGCGAGGAAGGAGAAGAGCUCCGUAAGCGUCCGGCCACAGCAAUGCGUCCUUCACGAGUGGCAGUCGCGGCUGGUGAAGAACAGCAGCAGCCCGGCCUUCGGGGACCAGUUCUCCUGCUCCCUGGCUGAGGAGGAGGUGCACCGUGUCACUGUCAAACUAGAGGUUCGAGACUUUGAUAAGUAUUCCAGGCAUGGGAUUCUGGGGGAGGUUCGCAGACCGUUGAGUAAUUUGAAUAUUUCAUAUCCUCUGGAGAUGUGGCAGGAUCUACAACGACCCACAAAGGACUUGGUUGGUGAAGUGCUCCUCUCUCUGAAGUACAUGCCUACAUCACAGAGGGUGGAAGUGGGUAUCCUGAAGAUCAGGAUCAUUUCAAAGUCCAGCAGAACAGACAGAGCACUCUAUGUCCGGACCAGUGUCCAGUGCAACCAGUGCAAGCUCCGCCACCAGAAAACUGCGCCCAAGACCCGGUGGGACGUGACCGUUUUUAACGAGGUCAUGAUUUUCGUGCUGCCUGACCCUCCGGUGCGGGACUGCACCAUCGUGAUCAAUGUAUAUGAACUGAACCCUGGGAAGAAAUCAUCGAAGCGCCUGAUUGGCCAACUAACAAUAGGGAAGGGGAGACAGUCAGAGGAUGAACACUGGAAGCUGAUGAUGCGUUCGCUUCGCCAACCAAUUGCAAAGUGGCAUCUACUGUAUGUAUGAAACUAGUGAACUAUUUGUGUUUCUGUCUUAUCCUGUAUUACUCCUUGAGCCAGACCCCCUAACUUUGGUAAAUCAGUACCAUUAAAGGGGAAUAAGUCUCAUAGAGAUUUUUGACAAGAUAUAUCACCCUAGAAUUAGGAAAUGUGAUAGCAUUGCAUUUUUGGUAGCAUUUUGUGUUUUAUCAGCCGGUUUAUAUCCAUUAUACGUGGAGAAAAAUCUUACAGGUGAAUGUUAUGUAAAGUAUGUAAAUGACUCAUUAUCUAAUAACACUGGAUAAAGUCAAGUUCAAAAUUCUUCUUUUUGUUUUUCAUUUUGGACAGUGAAAUGUUAUUACAGUGGGUGUUUUGAAUUUGGUUAUUUUGAAUAGAUACUGCCAAUAGCCAUUUUUUUUUUUCUUAACCCAA